Molecule: messenger RNA, 763 nt
Organism: Paramecium tetraurelia
Lineage: Eukaryota; Ciliophora; Oligohymenophorea; Peniculida; Parameciidae
Exons: 3
Source: RefSeq, a predicted model, not a curated record
AUGGUAAAGUUGCUGUCCAAAUCACCAGUGGCAUUAAAUAGUCCAACUCUGUAACAAUGGGACAACAGUUUCAGAGAGAAUUACGAGAUGUAUUAAACAGAGAUUGACAAAAAUACCUAUGCAUUACAGAGAAGCAUUAGGGGGUUCUGGAUAUUUGGAAAGGCAUUCUACCCUGCUUUGACUCAGCAUUACAGUUAGAAAUUAGAGCUAUACCAAUUGAAAUAGCAAUUAGGAAAGAUUGAAUAAUCAGAGGUCAAUUUAUAUAAGACUGUCGACCCAAGCAUCAGCACCGUCUUGAAUAAGACCUUCAGCACUCAAUGGCCUUUGGUGGAAUCUCCAAGACAUAUCCAUUACAGCUGGGCUACAAGUCUACGCUCAAUUGUUUAAUUUUGGAUACUCAUGGCGAUUCGGAUUCUUGGUUCUCCCAUAUUGUGCUAGAGUCUUCUAUGACUAUGCAACAUCAUACUAAAAUAAAUCAAGGGCAGUCGAAUUUCUCAACUGGGCAAUCCAAUACAGAAAAGCUAAGAGCCAAAUCGAAAGAGGCACUCUGGACCCACUAGCAACUGAGAAAUAUUAGGCCCUCUUUGGAACUGUGAAGAAGGGACCACUACAAGUUUAUGCCAGAUGUUAUCUAAUUGGCUUCAUAAUAAAAUCCCAAUUUGUGAUGGAUAAAAUAAAUGAUAUAAUGAAUAUCAAUCAUUGGAAUAAUAUUUACUUCAUAAUCUCAGUUAGAAAGGCUCCAGCCAAUCCACUGAGAAUUUCU